AUGGACGUUCAGACGGAGAACCUUCGGCUCGCCAUGAAUUAUGCCGAGCAGAAGCAGGACAUCAUCGACGCCUUGGACAAGCAGAUCGAGAAGGAACGCGAGGUCUUCAAGACGACGGUCAGUGCGAACACUGAGAAUACUCGCAAGCUCCAUGACCUGCUGCUCAAGGUUAUACAGGGUACCUGGGUCGAUGCUGACACUGCUGCGCUGAUCGCUGACCUAAAAGACCGCAAUUUGCACUUACUUCGUACCAACCGCGCUCUUCGAGGGUUCAUUAGCUUUGCCGGCAUGGAUACAAACACUCUUGCUCUCGCCAUCCAAGGUAUUCGAGCUGCCGAGGUCGACCUCUCAACACUCGGCCUUGACCGGUUCCUCGCUCUUCAUGCUUCCAAGCGUAGUCGUCAUGGAAGUGACGAUGGCAGCUCCGAUGAUUCAUCAGAGGAGAAGACCCCAGUUCCAUCUAGUCGAGGUAGCAGAGCAGGGUCGGCAGCUGAUGCCGGCGAAGGAUCGGUUGCGGCUGCUUCAAGCCUAACUCCCAGUCGUCGAGGUCUUCACAUGCCAAAGGCUUGGAAGAACAAGCCGAAAUCCAAGCGCCAGAAGACCGCCUCGCGCUCGCAAGCUUCACCUCAUUCCCAUUUCAGCCAGAUUCCUCGCCGUUCAACAUCUCGGCCACCUGCACCUUCGCCCUCAGUAGCCCAUGCCAAAUCGCCUGUGAGUCGCCCGAGGUCCCGUUCGCAUUCAGUGUCGAGUCAUCCGACUACUUCGAAGUCUUCAGCCCCUUCAACGUCCGUUCCUGCCACUCCUCCUAAGGCUGAGCCGUUGAAGGACGACCAACCUCCGGCGGUCGUGGACUUAACGCGAGAUGAGAGUAACAAAGACAUGGAAGAGGAAACGGAUGCGGAGGUGACUCGCCAAUCUUCGCUGACUCCUUCAGCAGCUCCCCAGCGCAGCAACGCGGCUUCUCCUUCGUUAAGCGCUCCUAUGCCGCCGGCUGAUGCCUCCCCACGAGCUCCUACCUCUUACGAGCUCGAUAUGCAGUUACUAUUUGGAUCUGACGACGAUGAGGAUGCUCCGAGCGGUUCAAAGGCGUCCCGUGAACCUGUGGGGCUGACGACACCUUAUCGCUCUUCCUCUGACGAAGAUACUCCGUCACCUCCCAAGCGUUCUGACCGCACACCAAUCUCCAAACCACCAUCGGUUCCGCCUUCUCGGUCUUCCCAUUCUUCCGAUAGCGAUGAGGGUGGCACCCGCGAUGCAUCUCACGAUGGUGAUGGAGCUAGCGGAGAUGAUUCCCGUGACGAUGAACCUUCGUGCGAUUUUCCAUCUGGUGAUACUGCUGGUGAUGAAGAUAUUCCGCCAUCGACCGACGUUUCUCAAGCAUCUGCUGCUGUCGAGGGCUCUUUUACCGGUGUUCCGACGACUUCUUCCCUGGGAACUUCCCGAAGCCCCGAGUCAUCUCCUCCGGUCGCUGAUUCCGCAUCCCGUGAAGCCUCGGCCAGGACGCCUCAAGCUUCGUCUCCGAUGCCAAGAGUUCUCACGAGUCCAACGAGUCCUCGUCGUCACCAUCCGCCUCCGGGGUCCGCACUGAGCCAGACUUCACUUCUUCCUCAGGAGUCCGGUCCCGGGCGAGCAACCGUCGCUACUUACACUUCUCGCCGACGGCGUGGUGAUCCAGACCCUCCAGUGCCGCUGCCGAUGACUCACCAGACAGUCCACGGCAUCCGGCCCGCGGUACUACCGUCAGCGAGUUUUCCUCCAUGGUUCGACCGUUCCUCGAUCUUGAGUUCCGUGAUCAAGGAGCCGAAAAGUGUUUUGAGCAGGUCCUGA
Molecule: messenger RNA, 1827 nt
Organism: Phytophthora nicotianae INRA-310
Lineage: Eukaryota; Oomycota; Peronosporomycetes; Peronosporales; Peronosporaceae
Exons: 3
Coding region: 1-1827 (608 amino acids)
Source: RefSeq, a predicted model, not a curated record